Miscanthus lutarioriparius is the source of this 1494-nucleotide messenger RNA. The record is from the annotation of a GenBank genome assembly. NCBI's taxonomy places the organism in Eukaryota, Viridiplantae, Streptophyta, Magnoliopsida, Poales, Poaceae.
AUGGGCGGCGAGAUGAAGCUCGGGAGUAGGGGUCUCAAGAGCUGGGCGCAGCGCCACCUCAACGUCGGCUUCGCCGUCGGCUUCCUCCUCGUGCUGCUCACCUACCUCGUCGUCUCCGGGCAGCUCGCCGUCACCGCACCCGACGCUGUCGCUACGAAAGCGCCGCGGGUGGCGGAUAAGCAGGUGAUCGUCAGAGCCGCCGGGGAUGAUGCAGAUGGCGCGAGCAAAAGGCAGUCAAAAGAGGCGGCGGAGGAGGAGGAUACGUCCGGUACCGUCCCAACGGAGGAGUCUCCGAAAACAGACGAGGCCGACGCCAAACCGUCCGCAGAGACGACGACGACGAGCAAGGCCGUGUGCAACACGGACGGCCCCGUCUCCGAGACCUGCGAGCUGGACGGCGACGUCCGCACCAACGGCAGCGCUCGAUCGGUGACCUUCGUCCCGGCGAGCCCGUCGUCGGAGCGCCGGGAGUGGAAGGUGCGGCCGUACUCGCGCCGGACCAUGUCGAGCGUCGACAGGGUCACCGUGACGCAGCUGGAGUCGUCCCCGCAGCAGGACCCGGCGGCGUCGCCCGCGGCGUGCGCGGUGACCCACAACGUGCCGGCCGUGCUGUUCGCGCUCGGCGGGCUGACGGGCAACUACUGGCACGACUUCAGCGACGUGCUGGUGCCGCUGUACGCCGCGUCGCGGCGGUACAAGGGCGAGGUCCUGUUCCUGGUCAGCAACCUCCAGCCGUGGUGGCUGGGCAAGUACGAGGCCGUCGUGCGCGCGCUGUCCAGGUACGACGCAGUGGACCUGGACCGGGACGCGCGGGUGCGCUGCUUCCGCCACCUCACCGUGGGCCUGCGCCUGCACAAGGAGCUCAGCAUCGUGCCGGACCUGGCGCCGGACCGCCUGACCAUGGCCGACUUCACGGCGUUCCUGCGCGAGACGUACGCGCUCCCGCGCGGCGCGCCGGUGAUCCCCACGGCGGAGAGGAAGCCGCGGCUGCUGCUGAUCCACCGCGCGCACUACCGCCGGUUCGUGAACGUGCCGGAGAUCAGGCGUGCGGCGGAGUCGGCGGGGUUCGAGGUGUCUGUGGCGAGCCCGCGCGGGGACGCGCCCGUGGAGGAGACGGCGCAGAUGGUGAACUCGCACGACGUGCUGCUGGGCGUGCACGGCGCCGGGCUGACGAACGCCGUGUUCCUCCCCGCCGGCGGCGUGGUGAUCCAGGUGGUGCCGUACGGGCGGCUGGAGCGCAUGGCGCGGACCGACUUCGGGGAGCCCGUGGCGGACAUGGGCCUGCGCUACCUGGAGUACAGCGUGGCCGCGGAGGAGAGCACGCUGCUGGAGAUGCUGGGGCCGGACCACCCGGUGAUCAAGGACCCGGACUCCGUGCACCGCAGCGGAUGGGACAAGGUCGCCGAGUACUACCUCGGGAAGCAGGACGUGCGCGUCGACGUCAACCGCUUCGCGCCCACGCUUGCGCAGGCCAUGGACCACCUGCGGCAGUGA